Humulus lupulus (European hop) is the source of this 939-nucleotide messenger RNA. RefSeq names its product guanine nucleotide-binding protein subunit gamma 1. The record is from RefSeq and is a predicted model, not a curated record. NCBI's taxonomy places the organism in Eukaryota, Viridiplantae, Streptophyta, Magnoliopsida, Rosales, Cannabaceae. Bases 366 to 686 code for a protein of 106 amino acids. The transcript has 4 exons.
UCGUUAUCACGGGAAGAAGAAAAGAAGAAAAAGCGAUUUUUAUUCUAUGAAUAAGCUAAACUAAGAAACCAACCAAGCAUGGAAAGUUAAGGAAAGAAAAGUAUGGCCUUUUCUUCUUAGUAUUUUCUUCUCAUUUUCCCCAAACAAUAAUAAAAAAACAAAAUCAAAGUUUUUUUUUGAGAAUUUUUCUAUAAUAUCUCGAAAAACUCAGAGGGAGAGAAAGAGUGUGUAGUGUGCCAGAUCUGUAAGCUUAAAGAUUGAAAAAGGUGAAAUUUUGAUGAAACCCAGAAACAUGGGUGGAGUUGAAAUGAAAUGAGAGUUAUUGGUUUUGGUGGUGGAGCUCCAUUUGCAGUUCCCGGAGUUUGAUGGAGUCCGAAACGGCGUCGUCCUCGGAUGAACAGCGACUUGGAGGUGGAGGAGGUGGAGGACCCAAUGAUAACAGAGGAAAGCACAGGAUUCUUGCUGAGCUUAAGUGUCUUGAACAAGAGCUCAAAUGCUUAGAGGAAGAGUUGGAAGAGCUGGAGAGAACCGAAAAUGCCUCAACGAUCUGCGCAGAGUUGCUGUCUCAUAUAGAAACCAUAGCAGAUCCUUUAACUCCAACAACAAAUGGGCCUAUAAACGUUUUGUGGGAUCGAUGGUUUGAAGGACCCCAAGAUACACAAGGUUGUAGGUGCUUGAUACUCUGAUUUGUGACUUUUUGAGUGAACACUUUGUCACCAGGAUUGAUUUUUCAUUCCAUUAUUUGAUAUGCUUCAUUACAUUUUACACUGCAUUUGGUUAUGCAAAUUUCGGGUCGGUGAUAAUAUUGAUGCUAGAUUGUAAUCAUUUAAUUUUUACCAUUUAAACAGAAAAGUUUGUAUAUCAGAAUCUUCAAUGAGCUGAGAACGAGUUACUAAUGAAAGCAGUUUUCUCAACUUACAUAAUUUAUUUUUAAUAUUA